This is a messenger RNA of Cladocopium goreaui, 2310 nucleotides long. The record is from the annotation of a GenBank genome assembly. NCBI's taxonomy places the organism in Eukaryota, Dinophyceae, Suessiales, Symbiodiniaceae.
AUGAUUGACCAUGGGCGAGCCUCGGGGAUGUGGAACCGGUUCUGGGCUACGGGCCCGACCCAGAGCGGAAAGACGCUUUCGUGCUUCGUUACUCCGAUCAUGUAUCACCUGUUCGAGGUUCGGGAGACAGUAAUUGCCGGCAUCCCAAACAUGGACAUGGCAGGUGAUAAAUGGGACGAAGAUAUUAAGCCGGCGAUCGAGGCGUCGAAGUACCGUGAUCUUCUUCCCCGCACAGGGCAGGGUUCGAAGGGGGGAACUCCGCGCCGAAUCAAAUUCCGCAACGGUUCAACGUUGCUGUUCAUGGCCGCGGCCGGCAACUCAAAGCAGCAGGCGGCAUUCACAGCCCCUUGCUUAGUGAUGACCGAGGUCGACGGAUAUGACCUCGCAAAGGAAUCAUCUCGCGAGUCGAACCCCGUCGACCUGAUGAUCGGUCGCACGAGGUCAUUCAAAUGGCCGACGAUCUACGGCGAGUGUACUGUGUCGAUUGAGGCCGGCCGCAUCUGGCAAGAGGUAAGCAAGGGCACCAACACUCGCCUCGCUCUGCCAUGUCCGCACUGUGGCUCUUGGGUUACCCCCGAGCGAGAGCACUUCGUCGGUUGGGAGAAUGCUAGCGAUGAAUUGGAGGCCGAAGAGAGCGGGGCGUUUGUGUGCCCUGCCGAUGGUUGCGGUGCAUUGUGGAGUGACGGCGACCGCCUCGACGCAAACCGAUCUGCCGUCCUCGUGCAUGGCGACCAGGAGAUUGAUAAGUGUGGCAACAUCACAGGAGAUCUGCCUCGCACGCGGUCAGCCAGUUUCCGGUGGUCCGCGGUCAACAAUAUGUUCGCCACCGCAGCCAACAUUGCAGUUGAGGAGUGGGGGGCGAAGCGGGCUGAGAAUGAAGACGAGGCCGAUAAGAAUCUGUGCCAGCAAGUCUGGGCGACGCCGCCCGAAGACACAGUCGAAGAGAUCGUGCCACUCAACAAGGACGACAUUCCUCAUCGCGUUGUGAAGGAGUUGCCGCAGGGCCUGGUUCCCGAAGACAUGGAGUUCUUCGGCUGCACGAUCGACGUUCACUUGCGACAUCUUGACUGGCAAGCGAUCACCUGGCGAGCAAAUGCGACGCCGCACGUUGUCGAUUAUGGCGUGGAGAAGAUCACGAUUUCCAAUGAGAAGAGCAAGAGGAGUAUUGAGAUUGCGAUUUUCGGCUCUUUGAUGGAGAUGCGGGAACGGAUCGAUAGCGGUUGGUCUUAUCAGGGCAGUGAGUCGCCGAUUGCCCCGUCGCUGGUGGGUGUCGACAUCGGUUUCGAGACGGACACUUGCUGUCGCUUCAUUCGAAAGACUCCCUCGCGAUAUCGAGCCAUGAUGGGCUUCGGUGAGGGGCAGCACUUCAAGAUGCGGAAGCUGCAUUACACCCACCCCUCGAAGGCCAAAGGCGACAUUCUGUUCGUCGGGGAUCGGUACCACGUUAAGCGAGAUGUAAGCCGACGGGUGAACGUGUUUCAAGUCGACGCGGAUCAUUGGAAGACGUAUGCAGCCAAGCGAAUGAUGGCCAGCGUGGGCGAGCCCGGUGGUCUGACGCUGUUUCAUGCGAUGCCUUCGCAGCACGAGGACUUUGCCAAGGGCGUGACGGCCGAAAGGCAGAUCACCGAAUUUACUCCGCCCAAAGGCUUCGUUAAUUCCUGGGAGCGAAUUCGACGCAACAACCACGCGUUCGACUUGCUCUACAUGAAUUGCGUGCUGGCCUACCACUCGGGCUGUCGCCUAUUGCGUAGUAGCGGCGAGUCAAAGCCAGUGAAGAACGAAGAGAUGGGAAAGAAGAAGCCGGCAACGGCCAAUGAAGGGAAGCCGAAGAGAGAGGAUGUGCUCGAAUAUGCCAAGAAGAUCGGCUUCACCGAAGAUAUUGUCGAAACGCUUGGCGGCUCGAUGGAGGACUUGGCCGACCACGCAUUAGGCCAUGAUGAUCCGCUUGGGUAUCUCGACGCUGAGUGGGAAGAAGUUCGGCCCGAUGAAGAGGAGGUGAGUUCGACCGACGGCGAGGGGGGGUCCGACUCAGAGGAGCACAAUAGCCCGCCCGCUGAAUCCACACCACAGGAUUUGAAGCUAUCGAUCUCCCUCAAUGCCCCCUUCGUCGAGUUGAACCCGAAGCACUACGUACAGCGGCAUGUCGAUGUCCAGCUUGAUCCUCACGGGGCGAGGGCCCUUUGCCGUCUUCGCAAUACGCUGCAGAAAAACCACGCGACCCUCAAAGGCGGAAAGCACGUCGAGAGUGGCGCGAUGGCCGUCCGGUGGCUAUUCGAGCAACUCUCAAUUGAGAUCGAGGGGCAGGACUAA